Messenger RNA from Perkinsus marinus ATCC 50983, 1764 nucleotides. Its product is annotated as pentatricopeptide repeat-containing protein, putative. The transcript is spliced from 18 exons. NCBI's taxonomy places the organism in Eukaryota, Perkinsozoa, Perkinsida, Perkinsidae. Gene Ontology annotation, molecular function: protein binding. The record is from RefSeq and is a predicted model, not a curated record. The coding region runs from base 1 to 1764 and encodes 587 amino acids.
AUGCAGCAGGCGGCCCUGUCACUGGCAACCACUGGGGGGAAUGCUGCCACCGCUGCUACUGCUGCUAUGCCUGGUGGAGGCCCUUCUCAUCAGCAGACCAUGUUGGCACUACUACUCAGUUCGACGGCUAUGCGGUUGGUGGCGAACGCAUCGAUCAACUCGUCGGGUGCUGCCCAUCAGGUUCUGUCGAGCCCUUCCCCACCGCCGCCGCCGCCUCCGUUGUAUCCGCCCCCGGGACUGGCGGCGACCACGGCGGUCCAAGCUGGCAAGAUUGGUGAUGAUGUGAUGAGGGAAAGGGCAGUGGAGGUGUGGAGGGAAGCAUCGUCGAAGGAAGAGGAAGAAGAGGAGGAGGCUAACAUUUGGGGUGGGUCUGAUCGGUUGAGCAGCGACAGAGCAUCAGAGGGAGGUGAUGGGAGGGGUCAAAUUCGAGUUGCGUCUGAUCGUGACAAUGCUGAAGCUUCGUCGAUUAUCAAGGAGUGUGGUAGAAGAGGAGAUGUGAGGACCUGUUGGAAGGUGUGGAACUAUCUGAUAUCGACCGGUCAGUGUUUGUCUAAUUGGCGGAGUCGUAGUGGUGGGGAGGGAAGGAGGAAGGCCUCGAUGGACGCGUCCUCACCGUUGUCAUCAAAAUCGUCAUCGGCUAUGCUCUCGGGCGCCAUCUUCCGUCCCAAUGAAAUCACUCUGGGCUGUAUGACUGACGCUUUGGUCAGCAACAGAUUGGUUGAGGAGGCAGAGCAGUUGGUCGGUGAUUGGAAAGAACUGGUUCCACCGAAUACUGUCAUCUAUAGUACGCUCAUUCAUGGCUGGGCUAAGCAAAACGAUGCCAACAGGGCCCGCAGCAUUUUUGCGUUAAUGCGAGACGAGAAUGUCCUCUGUAAUGCAGUCACUUUUAACUGCCUCAUCCACGCCUGUGUUCGAGUAGGGGAUAUGCAGGGGGCGUUGGAGCUACUCGAUGCGAUGAAGUUACAGGCGGCUGCGAAUGCUGAUGUGGUGGGCUCGCAAGACUCGGACCACGCUGGUGGUCUGUUGGUGCCGCUGCCAGAUAAGUUCACUUACAGUACGAUCAUCAAAGGAUACUGUGCUAGAGGAGAAAUGGAGCAAUCAUUGCAGAUGUUUGAUACAAUGCUCGGUGAUGGGCUACAGCCGGAUUUGGUAAUCUAUAAUACCCUGCUGGACGGAUGUGUUAAACGAAGGUAUCACGGUACGUGUGAGAGGCUUUUGGACGACAUGACCAACUACUGGAAAAUUCAGCCGAAUAGUUAUACUCUUUCCAUCCUCAUCAAGCACUACGGUCGCCAGGGAGAUCUUGAGCGCGCUUUUAAAUUGGUGGAGGAGUUGCCAGCCAAGCACGGGUUUGAGGCCAACGCUCACGUCUGGACCUGCUUGAUUUCGGCCUGCAUCACCCAUGGGGAGAUGGAGACGGCUCAAGCUAUAUUCGAUGUUAUGCGCAAAGUGAAGCCCUCGAGGAGGCAGGAGACCAACGGCCAACAAUCGACUACGACCACCGGUGCUGGCUUCGAUGGUGUGAACGCGUCUCUCGCUACGCCCGCUAUUCUGCGUAUGGCGGCUAAAUGUGCUCCGGAUGCGAAGGCAUACGAAACGCAGAUCCAUGGUUGGAUUAAAUACAACAGACAGGACAAAGUGAAGGAGCUGACGGAGGAUUUGGUCGAGUUGUGGUAUCACAAUCACAUCGGCAGGUCUGUUGUUCUUCAGGAGCGCAAGUUUGGUUAUGUAGUUAGAUGGGUGACGUUGGUGGGGGCUGAAUAA